AUGCAUGAUAUUGGUGGAAUGCGUUCAAUGGUAAGGGUUUUGUGUAACCAAAAGGAAGGGCUAAGGGUGUGUCAUCUAAAUGCACAAAGCCUAUUGCCUAAGAUUGAUGAGUUUCGAGAUGUUUUUGAGGGUUCUGGUGUCGAGGUAGUUUGUGUCUCAGAAACUUGGCUAUCUGAAAGCAUAAAUGAUAAUAUGUGCUCAUUGAAAGGCUAUCAAAAGCCGUUUAGAUAUGACAGAGCUAACCGCGGAGGGGGUGUUGCAAUAUUUGUUCGUUGUGACAUACAAUGUAAACUCCGUUGCAGCUCAGAACAAGGAAGUGAAAUUGAAUAUCUGUUUAUAGAAAUUGCAGGCGCUCAAAGUAAAAUUCUGGUUGGGUCGGUUUAUAGACCAAACAAUAAUAUAAAUUUUCUGCCGCUUAUGACAUUACUCGAAGUUCUGACUCUAUCAUGUCCUGAUAUAUUAAUAUGUGGCGACUUUAAUAGUAAUUUGCUAACCCAAAACGAUCUGCUGGAUAGCUUACGCACCUUCAGUUUACACCCCGUUAACUCUAUCCUACCUACUCAUUUUUCUAAUACAAGUUCUACUCUUUUAGACCUAUUCUGGGUCGUUACUCAAAGUUUCCAAUUCAGGGAUUUUCGAAAUAUUGAUAUUGAAGCGUUAGAGGUAAAUGCUAGAAACAUAAAUUGGGAUACCAUCUUUAACCUGCCCUCGUCAGAUCUUCAAGUCGAUUUUCUCAACAAAAAUGUUAAGAGGUUAUAUGAUAACUUUGUUCAGGUACGAUCAAAAGUCGUAGAAGCGGCAAAUCAACCUUGGUUAACGUUGUAUAUCCGUUCCCUUAUGAUAAAGCGCGAUCUUGCAUAUAAGGUUUGGGUACGAUAUCGACUAUUAGAACUAAGGCGCACUUACUGCUCGCUACGUAACAAGGUGGUAACCGAAAUAAGAAAUGCCAAAAGGCGUAGUUUUUCAAAUUACAUAAGCCAUUCACAAGGAGGUCGAAAAUUAUGGGCAAGUCUGCGAAACUUUGGUUUAUGCAAGAGUAAAUUGUGCCUCAGCUCUGAAAUAGAUAAAAAUAUGCUGAACGAAAGAUUUGUUAGUUCUUCUGUUGAAACCUCAAGUGCUUCAAAUUCUCAUUACCAUGAAGUUGCUGGGCCUGCGUCAAUAGAACCAAUUGCCAUCUCUGGUUUCGGUUUUUCCUCCGUCGAAUCUGCCGAUGUUGUUGAAUCAAUUCUCUCAAUUAAAUCAAAAGCCGUUGGCAUUGACGAUAUACAUCCAUCAUUUCUCAAAAUUUUACUGCCUAUUCUUCUACCAUACUUAACCAAUAUUUUUAACUUCAUCAUCAUGUCUGGUCACUAUCCUAUGCAAUGGAAGCUAGCAAAAAUCUUACCUAUACCAAAGAAUUCCAAAGGGAUAGAGUUCAGGCCAAUUGCUAUUUUGUCCUUUUUGUCUAAAGUCUUUGAAAGACUCAUUCAAAAACAAUUAAAUAAUUUUCUUAAUGCCAACAAUCUAAUUACUCCUAUGCAAUCUGGUUUCCGGAAGAAACAUAGUUAUAUCACUGCCCUAAUCAAUGUUAUUGAAGACUUGAGGAUGUCAAUGGAUAAAGAUCAUGUGCCAUUUUUAGUCCUCAUAGACUUUUAG
Messenger RNA from Eupeodes corollae, 1635 nucleotides. RefSeq lists its product as uncharacterized. The transcript is spliced from 2 exons. Gene Ontology annotation, molecular function: catalytic activity. Bases 1 to 1635 code for a protein of 544 amino acids. The record is from RefSeq and is a predicted model, not a curated record. Lineage: Eukaryota; Metazoa; Arthropoda; Insecta; Diptera; Syrphidae.